GAAAUAAGUACCAGUUGAAUAUUAGGGUCAGUGUAAUCGACUUAACUCCUCCCUAAAAUUACUGGCCUUGUGCUAAAAAUUUGAAAUCAUUAUUAUUUUCUUCCGGUUGGUUCCAUUUUUUUCAUUCUUCCGGCAUGAUGACCAGUCAUAUAAGGAGCAAUUUAAUCAACUAACCCCCACCUCCCCCAAAUUUCUGGAUUGAUAAAAGAAGUAGCAGUUAAAUACUGAUUCGAUUUAUUCAACUAGACCCUUCGUCAGAAAUUUGAGGUUUUGUUUUCAAGAAAUAUCGGUGAAAUUUACCGAAAUAUCUUUAUAUACUCGUGUACUUAUUCGCGUAAAAAAAAAUAUUGUAACCACUUUCGUUAGAAGAAUAUACCUCAUAGAAUAAUUGCUGUCCAACUUUGCUGAGAUUUGCUUGUAAGUUUGAACUGUAAAAACCUAUUCUGCUUUCUCUGAAUCAUUGGAGAAUACGACUAGGUUAACGUAGAUCGAAUGCAACGUUUAUUUAGUUUUAUAUCACUCAAUCAAACACUAUUAUUAAUAACUUAUGACGCUACAUGCUUAUUAAAUUUAGAAAAAUAUAAUUCAUUUCAGUUUCCUUUUCCUUGAUUACACACACAGUAACAGGGAGAUGACAACACGUGGCGUUCUAUAUGCAUAUACAUACAUACAUAUUGCGCCGUUUCGAGUUAAAGGUAUAUCUUCGGAUUUCCAGUCGAAAUACAUUUUCACUUGACUGUCACAGAUAACGGCCCUUUCCCUUGACAUAAAAAAAAAAGUGCCUCCCCCUCCAAUAUCGCAUUCCUUACUUCUUUCUCGCAGUCAGUGUGACCGGAGUAUUGUUUUGCAUGCAGUAGGGAAUCUUUAGUGAAAAAGAAAUCAAAAUGUUAUGAAGAGAGUAUUCAAAACCGGUCCCCCAUUUUAUAGUCGGCAGGCAGUUCUUCAACAUGUCCUGCAAUUCUUCCAGUCUUGGAGAAGUAUCAGGAGAAAAACCAUCAACUGCAACAUUACAGGCUAUCUCAGUACCACACUCUACAGCUGAUGGAUCUAUUGGCACUGAGGGUAUAUCUUGGAGUCUUGAUGCUAUCUUACCAGCAGUACAUGGCACUGAGGAGAAAAAUCCAUUUUUAGAACACUUGCAACAGUUUGACCAAGUCCUGUCAUGUGAUGACGUGAAAGAAGCUUUACAACAAACACGAGUGCCAUCUUUAGGCCUGGAUGGUAGUGGCGCUAUGUCUGCUGUUGUCUAUGCUAUAGAUGACGGCCGUAGCAAUGUGGACACCAACUUGAUUUUGUUCUCCCAGCACCAAAGUAACAUUGGCAUUGCUGAUGGUGAUCUUGGUUAUGGAGAGGAGGCAGGGAACAAACCAAACAUUGACAGCCCUGCAGCAGCUGUGGGGAGUGUUAGCAACAACAGCAACAGCAACAAUAACAAUGAUGACAGCCACAGUGCUACCAACAAGGUGGAACUAUUUGCAGAUGACCAGAGCAUGAACCUUCAACACCUUGAUGCACUCUCUGGCCAUACUUCACCAGAAAUUAACCAAAUCUAUGAUCCUUGUAUCAGUAGUAGCAGGGAUGAUUUCAGGGGUCUGGCUUCUGUUGCUGUUACUGAUCAUGCAUAUGCUAUCCCAGCUAAUCGAGAACCAAGGGAUCCAUCAUAUCCUUUAAUGAGCAGUAAAAGUGUUCAAACUCCAUUUGAACAGUCUGACUACGAGCAGUUAUGUCUCACCAGUCAGGAGGAGGAAGAUACUUCCACGAACCUCUCUGAUGUUGCUGCUGUUCACUCAAGUCCUGUGAAAGAGAAUGAUAUUGAUGAUGAUGAUACAAAUAACAAACCAAAGAGACUUCAACCUCAGCAGCAACAGAAAAAGAGCAGUCCUGUUGUUACUCCAACAAACAUUCGGCGUUCAACUAGAAUAAGUGAAGCUGAACAGAGAGAGAUGGCUGAGAAAAUCCGUCAGGAGAAUCGUCAAAAAGAAAAAGAAGCCCAGGAAGCCAUGAAGAAGCAAUCAGAGGAAGUUUCACAGGUAGAACAGCAACAGUCGGAAGUUGCUGAAGUUUUGGGAGAUGCAGAAGCUAGCAGUGUUGUUGUUACAAAGCCAGAUGCUGUAAUGAGCUUAGUGCAGCCUCUCAUUACCUCUACUCCAGUUAAGAGUGACCAGCUAAAUACUACUCUAGAUACAACAACAACAACAACAACAUCAACGUCAAAUACAACAUCACAACCAACUGCUGCUACUGAUAUAACUACUAGCACCACCUCUAUUAUUACUACUACAACUACUAUUGCAACUAUAACUGACCCUACUGCUGCUACUAGAGGGCGAAGCAGAACUCCAAGAAAUAAAGCCAAAAUCUUAAAUAAGGACACACCAGUUGGUGUUGGUCGAGUGACUGUUGCUAAGGGGGGUUCUGCUAAAGGAAAAACGACAGCAGUUGCUGGAAGAGGCCAUGCACGUGGCAAGGCAGUUGGGAGUAGUACUUCACGAAAGAAAAAAGGAGAUUCUACCAGAGUUGACAGUGAGAGUAAUGGAGAAGUAAUAGAUGAUUCUGUUACAGACUUGGCUUCAGAUUCUGAAAAAGACAUGUCUGUUGUAUCUAAAGCAGAAAGCACUUCAAACUCUGAACAAGCUAACAAAUCUGUGUGUGAAACAGCAAGUCGGCCUGUGCGCAAACGCAUGAAAAAAAUUAUCAGAGACAUUCCACUCCAGAAAGAAGUCUCAAAAAAGUCUGGGAAAGCUAGUGUGACAGGCAAGAACAAUACUGGUAAAAUUGGUGUGAAAGGCAAGACUAAUACUGGUAAAAAUAGUGUGAAAGGCAAGAAAAAUAUUGGUAAGAAAACAGUUUCCACACCAACAAAUCAAAGUGUUAAUAUUGCAGAAAGUAGUGAGUCGAGUGAUGAUACAAGUCUUAAUCUCUCUAGUAUUGUCUCAGCUUCAGCUGAUUUGUUACCCGUUUCUGGUCAAAUCAGUGAGAAUAGUAUGUUGCUAUCGCAGACAAAUUCAUCAGCAGAUGGUUCUCUUCAGUCUCCUGCAAGUAGUGCUUUGUGCAAUUUACUACAGCCUCCUGACAAAGAUGGGGCACAGACUGUUUCUGAUUUAGCUGAUAGUUCUCCUCUGGCAAAGCUUCAAAAAGGCAUGUCUCCCAUUUCUAAAACAGGAAGCAGUGUUGACAAGUUAGAGCCAACUGCAAGUGAAAAGUCCACUGUGCCUAAGACUCCACGAGGUAGUCGACGUCCUGCUAUAAGUCUGACAAAAUCCCAGAAAAAGAAAGAAGUACAAAAGGCUAAUGACAGCGAAAUUAGUUUGAAAGAUCUGUCUGUUUCUCAGCAAGAGGAAACAGGAAAAGAAGAUGACAAAAAAGAUGGUGAGACAGCAAAGGAGAAUAUUGACGACAGCAAAGAUGCUAAUGUUAGUGGUAAAGAGCCAACUGAGGAGAGCAAUAAAGGCAUUCCAUUGAUGAAAAGCGGGCGGCCUAAGAGACAAGCAAGGAUACGUAAAGAAGAACGAGAGAAAGCAGCAAAGGCUAGUGAACUGGAGGAGAGAGAGAAGAAAAAGCUGAAACGGAAGAGAAAACUACCUGUUAAAGAUGUCAACAGUAGUGUGGAAGUAGACAAAACAACUGAAAAUGAAGAAGAAGAAGAAGAAGAAGAAGAAGAAGAAGAAGAGGAAGAAGAAGAAGAAGAGGAAGAAGAAGAAGAUGAAGAAGAAGUGCCUCUAUUUCGGUUGAAAAAGAUGCAGAACUCUGCUGAAGUCAAGGCUGCCAGUUCAGAAGUGCCUGUAACGCCUGUCAAAAAGCUAACAAAGAAAGAGAAGAAGGCAGCUGCUUUACAAGCAAAAGCUGAACAAGAAGAACUGGCUCGCCUUGAAGAGGAAAAAGCAAGACUUGCUGCUGAAGAGAAAGCUCGAGCUGAGCAAAAGGCUCGAGCAGAAAAAGAGGCCAAAAAGAGAAGGAAACAGCGCAAGUCUGAAGAAUCUCUUGACAAAACAAUGAUAGAUUUAUUUAAGCCUGAUGGAGUGAUUGUCCAUGAGUCUUCAACACAAGCAAAGAAAGAAAAUGAAACUGACAUUCAAGCUGAUGCUAUCUCUCAGACUUUACCUGAGAAAUCUUCUGUCACCACUGCUACACCUUCUAGUCUUCAAAGCAGUAAUUCUGCUACAAAAACUGUUAGCUUUUCUUCUAGUGAACUACAAUCUAAAGUUUCAACUACUGGGAAUAAAACUGCCAUUGCACCUAGCAAACCAGUCCAGUCAUCUCCCAGCCACCACAAACCAUCUGUUGUAAGCUAUUCUGUGAAUUCCAGUCAAACUGAUAGUGAGAAGAUGUCUUCUGAUAACGGCAAGGACAUUCCAUCUUCAAUAGAUGAUAAAACAGCAACUUCUUCCAGUAUAGAUUCAGUUACUUCAAUGACUGUAGAUGUAGCUGAUAAGUUUGUCUCUGUUAAUUUUGAUCAUACUGAAGAACCAGUCAGAGCUGAAACCUCUUUAGAUGAACCAGCACCCGAAAAGCAAAUAAGAUCUAAAGCUGAUUCAGUGCAGUCAGCUUCUAACGAAACUCAAUCAGCCACUUCAGUGAAAAUGGAAGCUGAGACUACCAUGUCAAAUGAUGCCUUUACUGAAGAUAUCGAUAAUAAAUCCUUAGCAGUGUCUAUUGGCUGCCAAGCAGAUGAAGAUAGUGAAUAUGAAUAUGUUAGCUGCACUGAGGAGAUGGAAGAUGACCGACAUCUGCAACCGCGACUUCAAGGAAAAACCUGCACCAUAUGUAACAUGGUGCAAGACAAUCAAUAUCUUGUAGACUGUGAUAUAUGCAGAAAGAGCUUCCAUGGCCACUGUGCUGAACUCACUUUGGAAGAUAUGCAAAGGAUUUUACAAGAUGGAGAGAAAUUUGUCUGUGAUAACUGUCCUUUGGAAGGAACCACUCUACCUGUAACAACAGAACCAGCAAAAGAAGAGUCUACAACAUCAGAAGCUGCAGUUCCUGUUCAAGUUGAUGCAUCAACAUCUGAUAAAUCUACAGCCGUUGUCAAAUCAAGAGAAGACAGCAGUGAAUCAACUAAGAAAACCAAAAAUAAAAAAUCUGUGUCAGGUGAAUCCAAUGUUUCUAAAGCAGCUUCAAAGGAGUCUGUGAACAACAGUGAUGUAACCACAACACCCAAAAAGAUGCUAACGUCGAGUGCCAAGAAAGAAAAAUUAACUGCUGCUAGUAAUGAAGCUACACAUAAAAAGGAAGCAUUGACACAUAUCGCCACUCCUGUGACCACUUCAAAACCCACUUCUGUGUCCUCUACAAAAUCUGCACCUGUGUCCACUGCAAAGACUACUCCCACGUCCACAACAAAAUCCACUCCUGUACCCACUGCAAAGACCACUCCUGUGCCCACUGCAAAGACCACUCCUGUGCCCACUACAAAAACUCCUGCUGUGCCCACUGCUAAGAUAACCCUGGUGUCCACUACAAAGCCCACUACAAAAACUACUCCUGUGUCCACUACAAAAACACCUGUGUCUUCUACAGUGACCACUCCUGUAGCCACCACAAAAGCCACUUCCAUAUCUACUACAGACACCACCCCCAUAUCCACUACAAACACCACCUCUGUGUCCACUACAAAUACCACUCCUGUGUCCACUACAAACACUACUCCUGUCUCUAUAUCAAAGAAGGCUCCAAGUGAAAGCAAAACACCUCGUAAGAGUUCCAGAGAUGGAGACCCUGAGAAAGAGAAGCAGAAGACUCCUGUUAGUAAAGAUAAUAAGAGGAAACUGUCUACAGAACACUAUGAAUCUAAAGAGGCUAAAGACCGCCAGAAUUCAAAAGAACGUGCUGAGGUUGGUAGCAAGGAGCGGAGAUAUAAGGAUAGGAAAGAUUACAGCAGGGAUAAGCUCAAACCUUCUUCGAAAGAGCGUGACAGGCGAGACAGCAAAGAUUAUGCAAAUAAUUCUCCGAGCACUAAGUCGUUUGGCAAUCUGACCCCUCGCAAACCUGAAGUGUCUUCUGCUCAAGUAUCGUCCAGCACUAGUACUGAAAAUGAGAAGAAAACAUCUCCAACAUCAGACUCUUCAAAGAAGAAAAAACUUCUUCAUUUCAAAGACAUGGAUCUAAAGAAACGGACAUUUCAACAGUGUAUUGGUGCUGGUUGUAAAAGAGAUGCUCGGACAGGAUCUGUCUAUUGCAGUGAUGAAUGCAUUGUAAGACAUGCUCAGGAAUCAUUGGCAUUGUUGAAGAAUGAACGACACUUUCAACAAACUGGCCAGAAACCGAGUGAAAAAUCCAUAAACCCACAGCCGACUCCACAGCUGCUGCCAUCUCUGAAGAAGGAAAGCAACAGCAAAGUGGUGGUGCUGGAGAGGAAGAGUGGUCGUAUUUUAACUGGGCCAACAGCUCCCACGGAAUCUGUGCUCAGAGAGUGGCUCACGGAACAUCCUACAUUUGAAGUGCUGCAACCAUCGCAGGGUCUCCACAAGACACCUACCUUUUAUGGAAAAGAUAAGGAUAAACGACAGCCUCAACCUGAAAAGAAAAAUUCUACAGAACCCAAGAAGAAAGAACCUGAGCUUAAACAAGGAAACCAAGUUCCCAAAGGUCCAGAUGAUGUACGACUUAAUGUCAAAAAGUCUCUGCAUGAAGCUUUGUCAAAUAGGGCACGAGAGGCUAAUGAUAUCAAUCAUCACAACAGCAGCAUACGCAAUUUGGUGAUAAAUAUUGAGGAAGAGUUGCAUCGAUUGUAUAAUGAUAGUGGUCAAAAAUACAAGGCACGAUACCGCAGUCUCAUCUUCAACAUUAAAGAUAGCAACAAUAAGGGCUUGUUCCGGAAAAUUCUUAAUAAACAGAUAAAACCAUAUCGACUUGUACGUAUGACAGCUGAUGAACUGGCUUCACCAGAGCUUUCUCAAUGGAGACAGAAAGAAGUAAAACAUACAUUGGAGAUGAUUGAACAGAGAGAGGUUGAAGCCAUCCAAGAUGCAGCUAAAUGUCACGUGGUGAAGAAAACUCACAAAGGUGAAGUAGAUGUUGCUGGUGAAGACUUAAGUACACUAGAGACCUCUAUUAUUCAUUACCAGGCGAAGCCAGUUCCUGUAGAGAAAGUUAAAGUCGAUCAGAAAGUGGACAUUGUUGGAGACUUAGUCACUGACACAACUGAUUGUCAUCGUAAGCAUUUAUUUGACUUGAAUUGUAAGAUAUGCACAGGCAAAAUACCACCGCCUUCUGAUGAGCCUCUUGCUAAAAAGGCAAAGAAAGAAAUACUUGCUCCUUCCACAAGUUCUUCUCCAGGAAUACUGGAUAAAAAUCAACCAAAACCUGCCAUUCCAAAGACUGAAAAGACCACCCCCAAGACAAUCACAAAAGUACAAGAAGAUACAUUUAAGGAUGACGAAGUGAAGACUAUCAUGGAAACAAUACGUUCUGUAACACAAUCAGAAACAACAAGCGAAUCGAAGGCAUCAAACUCCCCACGUCCUAGUGCCAUGAAAAGUUCUUCAAAUUCCAGAAAUGUCACUGUAAGGUCUCCAGAUUCAGUGUUGCAGUCUGGAUUGGAGAAGAAAGUGAAGUUCUCUCCCUCUAGUCCCCUUGUAUGGAAAGGUUUCAUUCACAUGCAAGAUUUAGUGAAGUUUAUGACAACUGCUUAUCGACUGUCUGGUCCAACAGAGCACCUUGAACUUCAAGAUACUGUUCAUGUUUGUGGUCGUAUUGCCCCAGAGUUAAUAUGGGAUUAUUUAAACCGUAUCAAACAGACAGGCUCAAGAGAUAUUUGUGUGUUGCGCUUUCUCCCUGGAACAUUUGAUGAAAAGAAUGCAUAUGUCAUGCUUUAUUCAUAUCUGAAUAGCCGGGGCCGUUGUGGAGUGGUUGGCAACAACAGCCGCCACAUCAAAGACAUGUAUAUUGUACCUUUGGCAUCUCAUAGCAAAAUACCAGCUGUCCUUUUGCCAUUUGAUGAACCAGGUCUAGAAGAUAACAGACCACACAUGUUACUUGGUGUGAUAGUCCGGCAGAAAGUAUGCAAGCGUCCAGGGGAACAGUUGGCUGCAAGCGCAGGCCAAGCAGUGAUGUUAUCAGAAGCUGAACUGCAAACUAAACGAUUGAAGUAUGAUCCUACUUUACCUUCAACAACUGUGAAUAUUCCAAAAAUAGAGUCGUCAGCUGCUAGCCAACCUGUUCGGUAUGAUCCAUUUCAACCAGCCACUCUACCAAAAUACACUCCAAGUUCUACUCUUCAGGACACACCAGCUGACUUGCAAUCUAGUGGUUCAAGUAGCUUGACAAGUGGAAAGGAGACCAAAUAUUACAAUCCAGUACCAGUUAAAGAACAGUUCUACACACCAUCUCUUGUUCUAAGUAGCAGUAAAAAUGACCGACUGAAGCAACCGUCUCCCAGUCCUGUGGAUUCUUCAACAUCUGAUUCACCUGAAAAUGUCAGUUCUUGUAUAAAUGAUCCAAUUGUCAAAGCGUAUGGCAAAUUAAACUCUGAUUCUGAACUCAACAGCAGCACUCCAACUGAAGAUCUAAGUACCGCACCUUAUUCUCCAACACAAUAUGAACCUACCCAAACUUCAUUUCUUGAUAGUCAUGAGGACAAAAUCAGUGGAGGGGUGGGAUCGGUUGACCAGGACUCUGAUGAACUGGACAAUGAAAAACCAUAUGAUCCAGAAGAGUGUGAUUUUGAUGCGGAAGAUGACUCUCCGCCUCCCCCUCCCCCUCCACCACCACCCCUUUCUACAACAGUAGGACUGAAUGCACUUAAAAAUCAGAUCAGCUCUACAGUCUCAACAACAACAGCAACAACUACUGCUGCAAGCACUGUUGAGGAUUUAUUCAACAAAAUCAAGAAAUCUACUCUGCCUUCUAGUCUUGCUGCUGCAUCUACUAGUGGCCAGCAAAACAAGCCAGAAAUGAAGGAUCUCCUAGGUGAAUUCACACAGAGGAUAGCAGACAAAAAGCCAGAAAGCACUGCACCCAAACCAGCUGCUGGUAGUUUACCUACUGCCCUCCAGAAUCUCUUCAGCCAAGUAUCUCGCAGUACUCUCUCAGCAAACCAGCCCCAAAGCUCUGGGCCAGCCCCUAAAGCAACUAAUGCAGCUGCCAAUGUAUUGCUGCCUAUAAAGCUUGCUGCUGGUGGUAAUUCAGUUUUGAGUAAUUUAGUCACGUCUAGUAUGUCUCAGCCAUCUGGUACUUAUAGUAACAGCAGUAAUAGCUCUAUGGGUCUGGCUUCUGAGCCAGUGAACACUAACACUGGUGCAUUGAACUUGUUGUCUUUGACAACCACAUCUUCUAUACAGCCAACACCAAGUCCACUUGCUUCUGUAGCAAGCUCUUUACCAAAAGACCAAGCUUUAUCGUCACUGGUGCAAAGUUCACCAAUUUCAGUUGCUGGUUGGUCAAAGAUUGCAGAAACCUUGGCUUCAUUAGCUAAGGUUCAUAGUGUGAACCUGCCAGCACAAAAUCAAGCUGCAGGACUCCAUUCUAAUAGUACAACUGGCUGUAUUACUGCCAUCACUCCUACCACUACCACCACUACCAUUAAUUCUAACACAUCUCUGCCUUCUACUCCAACAAUUGACACUGCUAUUACUACUUCCACAGCUAUCCACUCCACUACUACCACUACAGCUACUACCACUAACAAUAGUGGAUUAACUCAGUCUAGUUUCUCUGCAUUUUCACUGGGUGGCAAUAGAUCAAAUCUCUCUGGUAGCCAAAAGACAGUAUCUCAGUAUGAAAAGUUUGACUCCACAGCAUCCCAUUUAACUAACAUUGAAAAGAAGCCAGAAAAUGCAGCCUCUAAAACAUCCGAAACUAAUAAGGGGUCAAGUGUUCGAAUAGCUUUCUCCACAGGGCCAAAACACCCUUUAAUUCCUCAUGCUGUUUUUAAGGAAGAUGAAAAACCAAAAGUGACAGCACUAAUGUCAGAACCUAAAAUUCCAGGGCUUGGUUUAGAUGAAGAAGAGGAAAUAGUGACAGUUUCAAACCAAGCUCUGAAAGAUAAUGCCUUUCUCAGUCGUGCUAAGUUUGAGACUUUGACAACCUUAGGUAAAACAGAUACUUUCUUGCCCAGUGGUGUGAAAACAGAUUCUUUCCCAUCUCGUGGUCUUAAUCCAGAUUCCUUCAUAAACAACUGGAAAGGGGUAGAGAACAGCAAUGAAUCUGUAAAUGUGUCUGGUAAGUCUGAAAAUGAUGAGAAAGUUCAGCUAGAACCUUCAAAAGCAGCUGAAAUAUUGUUAGAUUCUACGAAAAUUCAAUCAUCUGAAAGUCUUGUAGAUAAUCAGAAAAAUGAGACACCUCAGUAUGAGGUUUCGAAUGUUGUAAAAAGCAAGUUUGAAAAUAACAAAGAAUCAAUAAAGAACCGUUCAUUUGAAGGACAUCAAGAACCACCUGCUCGAUCUAGAGAAAGUCAUCAUGAUUCUAAGAGUCGACCAAGUAGUGACUCAUCGAAAGAUAGUCGCAGACAAUCUGAUAGUGACCGUAAAAGAAGUCAUUACUCUGAUAGCGGUUCCUCCAAAAGCAGCAGCAGUCGCUAUUCUGAACGUAGCGAACGUCAUGGAUACUCGAGGCAUUCCAGAAGUAGAGACUAUUCUGACAAACGUGAUAGAGACUACCGAAAGGACUAUAGUAACACUGAGUCACGAAAUCGAGAUCGUGAUUAUGAUCGAGACCGUGACAGGGACAGGGACAGAGACUAUGAACAUAGUUCUUCUAGAUCUCGUGACAGAUCUCGGGAUCGCAAGGACUACAGGAGGUCAUCUAGUUCUAAAGGGGAUGAACGCUCCUCAUCUAAAAAGAGUUCUGAAAAGGGAGAUAAAUUUGUGUCUACUGCUAGUGAAGAGAGUAAUCGAUAUGGUGAUGUAGAUGAGAGGAAGAAAAUGUAUUCAACAACACCGGCUUACCCAGAAGCAGGCAGUAGGUUCUCUGCUGAUAAAAAAGAUAUGGCAUCAUUCCACAGUGGUGCUAAACAGUUCAAAGAUGCUGAUGGUAAGAGUGAAGGCAAAGAUUAUAAAGCUAUUUCUUUCAUGAGCCAAGAUCAAGAUCUCCGUAAAGGCCUAUCUGGAGUGCCAAACACUUCUAUACCAGCUGUUGCACAACCUAUUCCAACAUUAACAUCUAAUAUUCAUGAAGAGUUUCCUCGAGAUGUAGACCACCGCAAACAUAGCCUGUCUUGGCAGGGUGCCUAUGAGCCUAACAACAAAGAUACUACUGAAGAAUCAAAUGCUUCUUUUUGGAGCAGUCACGGUGAUGUUGAUUACCGUACACAAACCAGUUCUGUUAUUGCAGCCUCUAGAACUGCUGCUCACCCUCCUGUAUUACCAUCUGGUAAUCUAGCAGGGUGGGGGAGUCAUCCAGUGCCUGGACAGCCUACAGCCAGUGCACCUUCCAAUUUUCAGCCCAUUUCCACUGUUCUCCAUCAACGGUCAGUAAAUGCCAAACCAGGUAAUCUCAUGGAAACUGGCAAUCAAGCUGACCAAGAUAUGAGGAAACAGUCACGACCAGGUAUACCCCCCAAAAUAGAUGUCAUUCUUCCACGACCUACAGCAAAAGACUUUUUUGGCAGUGUGGAAUCUGAAAGCAGUGAUUCAGUUACUCAGCCCCCAUCACUUUUCGAAGUAGAUUCCUCAAUUCAUUCCAGAACUUCAGCUCCUUUUAAAUCUCAUGGAAAUUCUAAUGAAUCUCUAGGUUCAUUGCACCCAGUAAUGAGUAAGUGGAGUACCACCCAAGAGAAACUAGUGCCACCUGGAUUAGCUUCUCCAUUAGAUGUGGAUGACCGCCCAAAUGCUUAUCGGACGGCUAACACAGCAGUAUCACCAGCCGGCCAAGGUUUGCCAGGUGACUCCUUAAGUUCAUCCCAAUUGCUUAAAGUGCCCCCUGUAGAUUCAUCACACACCCAAGAAGCUGUGUUUUACACAACUGCUGCAACUAGUCAUUCUGAACUUACUCCCAACAGCAGUGGUGGCACUACUAUGUCAGCUGCACCUCAAGAAACCCGUCCACUCAUGUCAGUAGCGAAUUCCUCUUCUGUGAUCGAUCCAGACUCGUUAUCAUCAGUUGGUAAGGGGCAGAUACCUCUCCCAUAUUGCACACCCAAUCCUACUUCAUCUCAUCAAGGAUAUGCUCCACCACCUCCACCCCCUCCUCCUCCUCCCCCUCAGCACAUGCAGCCUGCUGUUGAAAUUUCGUCAGACAGGCUGCAACAAAGUGCUCAGUGGGAGGGCUGUACAUCUACCUCAAGUAUAGCUUUGUCUGAGCACUCUGCACCACCACCACCACCUCAACAACAACAACCCCCAUCACAACCACAAGCUAAACUCCAGCAACAUAUCACCGGUAGGACUGAACAUGAGGUCAGUAACAGUAGCCUGCUGAAGUCCCACCACCAACUACAGCAGACUUGGUCUCAAGUAGAUUCUUCCAAGCAACCACAACUACCACCACCGCCGCCACCACCACCACCACCACAUCAGCAACCCUUAGUUGUCUCUGUUGGUCAGUAUUAUGAACAUGCAAGUUAUAGUGAUGUCUCACCAGUUACAGUAGCAUCAAACAUUUCAUUUUCAUCCACACCACCACCACCACCACCUCCGCUGUCUUCAUCGUCUUCAUCAACGCCGUCAUCUACCACCACAGUGGCCAGCGGCGGGACCCCUGGCUCCUUGCCACCACCCCCACCCCCACCACCAUCCCAGACACCCACCAUUCCACCAGUUGGUCAGUCAUCAGUGAGACCUGGCCUGGGUGGGCAGUACACUCAACUGCGAGAGCGGGGUGGAGGGUAUGGUGGGGAAAGUGCUGUCUCUGGCGGAUCACCAUCACAACCACCUCCGCCACCCUCAUCACUGCAUCGAGGCUCUCGGUUCCUCAACCCACCACCUCCUCCACCACCGAUGCAGUCAGCACCUUCUCAGCCCCAGCCAUUACAGCCACCUAUUCCUGGCAGCGGCGGAAGCAGCAGCAGCAGUAGUAGUAGCCCUUAUAAUAUGCCCCCCCGGACAGACUUUCCAACAGGACAACUGCCAGGGCAGCGAGGUUUUGCAGGUGGUCCCAGACAAGGUUUCCAACCGCCAAGAACUAAUUUCAAUGCUGGCCCACAUGGCAGCGUUGGUGGAAAUGGUGGCAGCAACAACAACAAUAACAAUAAUAGCAGUGUCCCUAGGGAUGAGCAAGGAAGUGGAAGUGGGCAGUAUUCACACCAUCGAGGGGUUAGCCGUUUUAACUGAAAAGGUCGGUAUAUGACAAUGAAAAUUACAUUACCCACUUAAAGAAUGGAUUAUGAUUAAUUUUAUUAUUAUCAUUAUUAUUAUCAUUAUUAUUAUUAUUAUUAUUAUUAUUAUUAUUACUAUUAUUAUUAUUAUUAUUAUUUUUACUACUACUAUUACAACAACUAUUAUUUUUAUUUGGGAGUGCCAAUAACUGAAUACAAUAAACUCAUAUAAAAAAUUUUUUCCCCAAUUACUACUAAUAUUUUUUUUUUCCCGUUUCACUCACCUUCAAUUUGUCACCUCUCU
Octopus bimaculoides (California two-spot octopus) is the source of this 13493-nucleotide messenger RNA. RefSeq lists its product as uncharacterized. Gene Ontology annotation, cellular component: nucleus. Gene Ontology annotation, molecular function: protein binding. The record is from RefSeq and is a predicted model, not a curated record. Lineage: Eukaryota; Metazoa; Mollusca; Cephalopoda; Octopoda; Octopodidae. Gene Ontology annotation, biological process: DNA-templated transcription.